This is a messenger RNA of Fundulus heteroclitus (mummichog), 3705 nucleotides long. RefSeq names its product SEC62 homolog, preprotein translocation factor (gene sec62). Bases 78 to 1325 code for a protein of 415 amino acids. The transcript has 8 exons. Gene Ontology annotation, biological process: post-translational protein targeting to membrane, translocation. Gene Ontology annotation, cellular component: endoplasmic reticulum membrane; endoplasmic reticulum. NCBI's taxonomy places the organism in Eukaryota, Metazoa, Chordata, Actinopteri, Cyprinodontiformes, Fundulidae. The record is from RefSeq and is a predicted model, not a curated record.
CGCAGAGGUCUGUCUUCUCGCCGUCGGUCAGUCUCGCGAGACUCUGCACACACGGUGUCGCUGAGUUGGAGAGGAUCAUGGCGGAGCGCAGGAGGCACAAGAAGCGGAUCCAGGAGGUGAGCGAGCCCACCAAGGAGGAGAAGGCGGUGGCCAAGUACCUUCGAUUUAACUGCCCCACCAAGUCCACCAACAUGAUGGGCCACCGAGUCGACUACUUCAUCGCAUCCAAGGCCGUGGACUGUCUUCUGGACUCCAAGUGGGCCAAAGCCAAGAAGGGAGAGGAGGCGCUGUUCACCACCAGAGAGUCGGUGGUGGAUUACUGCAACAGACUCUUGAAGAAGCAGUUCUUCCACCGGGCUCUGAAGGUGAUGAAGAAAAAGCCGGAGAAAGACGCCAAGAAGGAGAAGGAGAAAGAAAAAAUCAAGAGCGACAGCAGCAAAGAAGAUGAGAAAAAAGGGAAGAAGGAGAAAGAGAAGAAGAAAGAGUCUGAAAUUGUCGAAACCAAGAAAGAGAAAAGCGACGACAGCCCAGGAAGCCCAAAGAAGAAGAAAGAGGUGAAGAAGAAGUUCAAACUGGAGCCUCACGAGGAUCAGCUGUUCCUGGACGGGAAUGAGGUGUACGUGUGGAUUUACGACCCGGUGCAUUUCAAAACGUUCGCCAUGGGCUUGAUCCUGGUUAUCGCAGUGAUCGCAGCCACGCUGUUCCCGCUGUGGCCCGCAGAGAUGCGGGUCGGUGUUUACUACCUGAGCGUCGCUGCCGGCUGCUUCGUGGCCAGCAUCCUGCUUCUAGCUGUUGCCCGCUGCAUCCUCUUCCUGAUCAUCUGGGUGGUGACCGGAGGCCGCCACCACUUCUGGUUCCUGCCCAACCUGACGGCGGACGUGGGCUUCAUCGACUCGUUCAGGCCGCUCUACACCCACGACUACAAAGGCCCGCGUGGCGCCGGCAGGAAGGGCUCGGACAAGGCCGACGACAAGGACGACGGCGCCGCCUCCCUCAAGGCUCACAAGUCGGACAGCGACGAGAAGUCGGACAGCGAGAAGAAGGACGGCGACGACGAGGAGGACGACGAAGAGGAGGAGAGCAAGGAGGCGAAGCGGGACGGCGCGGACGACCGGCAUUCGGACACAGACAGCGACCGGCGGGAGGACGAGGGCUCGCAGCACAGCAACGGAAACGACUUUGAAAUGAUCACCAGGGAGGAGCUGGAGCAGCACACCGAGGAAGACGAGGAGGCGGAGGAGGAAGGACAGGAGGACGCUGAGGAGGCACGUGAGAGGAAAGAAGAUGGCGAGAGUGAGUGUAAAGCCCAGACUGCUGAGACAUAAACUCCCCGCUCCAUGGCUCUGGUUUUCUCCUCCUUCCCCGCUGUGAUCCAGUCCAGCCUCGGCGUGCAAACAGGCUCCAUCUCAUGCCGCUGAGAUCUUCCACUAGACCGUACCGGGAAAGACUGAACGCUCAAACGUUUACGGCUACGACAAUAAUAAUGGGGGGAGGGGGGGGGGGUCUGAAAGAAGAAGCCUUAACGGUGGAAAUGAUUCCUUUCCAACUAAAUGUUAUUUAUGUUAAAAUAAUGAAACUGCUGCCAGCUGUUAAACCCUGAACUCACCCAGAUGGACCAAAUCCCGACGUUUAUUCUAGACACGACCACAUUAUGGCAGCAGAGUAGCGCGCGUCUCUCUGAGGUACGAACUGCAGCUUAAUCUUUUUUUUUUCUCUCAUUUCUUUCACUGGUUAAAUUCAGAUGAAAACUCAGAUACGAUAUAGAUUAAUUACACUUAAAGUUUUUUGUUUUUUUUUUACUUCUGUUAGUUUUGAUGAUUAUGGCUUAAAGCUAUUGAGUUAACAGGCUAAUCAGCAGACCAGCCCUUUUUCUCCUUCAGCAUACUUUUUUCCUAUCGCCUAACUUUCCGUUAACGUGCUCAGAAUCACCUGAAUAAGAAUUGCUUCACCGAUCUCUCGAUAUCCGUGUUGCCGGUGCACCACUACAUGUUUUCCUUCCACUCAACUUCCCAGUUAAUACACAGAACGGUGUUCAGCCAGCUUGUCUGUGGCUUCUACCCUCCCUGUCCCAUAACAAGACUGCCACCACACUGGUUUUAAACAUUUUUAUCAGCUUAUUCUGAAAAAGAAACCUGUAUUUUUUUUAAUUUGCUCUAAGCCAUAGUCAUUGAGAUUUACAGAAAUAAACCCCUGAAACAAAAUCAGUUUCACCUUUUGAACCGAGCUACUUUUCUGAUCCAUUGAGAAGCGUCUGUAUUGUCACAUUUGUUUCCUAGGUGCAGUCGGCUCACUAUGAAAUAUUUAUCCAGAAAAGUACAUCUAAGCGGCGAAGGCGGCUGGAGUACUACAUAUUUUUUUAAGAUUCUGUUCGUUUUGCAGGACAACCAGUGCUGUAAGGCCUAAAGUUGAGUUGAAGCGGUGGGAACGUGAGAUGUAAAGCGAACUCUAGUGCCAAACACGCCAGAUGACAAACGCUUUGCCUGCCUGAAGGCGAGGAGCUGGGUUGGGUUUCAUGAAGCCGUUCGUUGUUUUGUAGCCGCGCCGUCACGUUUUCGUCCACCAAAAAACGACGAGCACAGCACAAAGUUGUAGGAAAGAGGAUUUUGGUCUCAAUGAAACCAUUAAAAUGCGUUCACACUAGACUCCUGUCCAAAGGGGUCAAGUCUAGUCUUGCACAAGCGAUCGGUGGGCUUAUUUUUUUUUUUUUUUUUUUUUAAACCCAGAUCCGCUCACUGAUUGGCUGAGAUCCAGUCCCCCGAGGUCCAAGCUGUUCUUUCACUUUAUCUUCGGGUUAGAAAUGGGUUAGCGGCUCUUUCUAGGCAUAGCGAGGAUUAUAUUUAAGUAUAAAACAGAAGUGUAUCAUUUAUAUAUGGAUUCUAUUAAUGUUUCAGAUAUAUGACUAUAGUACUGAAAAGUCUCAAACCAUAAAAAAACAAAACUUUGUGUCCCGUUCUUGUUUCAGUCAUUUAACUUUUAAAGGUAGAAUCUGGGAAUCAUUGGAUUACAGCGGGGUGUUUAUUUUAUUUUUUAUAUAUUCGCCACUAUGUGCAGCGUGUGAUGCGGUAGGUUGUGCGUUGCCAGGUCUGCUUUUCUCCCUCUGACAUCAACCUGAAGUUAAGGAACCAGCGGUGUGCGUAAAACACCGACACAAUCUAAUAAACGUUUGCGCAGUUUUUUUUGUACGUUCUUUAUGUUACUGGUCUAAUCUGUGUUUAGUACGUUUUGUUUUUAUUUUUUUCUCCCUGCCGUAGUCUAAUGAGGUGUGUAGCUCUCUGACUUUCUAAUUUGCAUGUCACCAUGUUAUGUUUGUCACCGUUUUGAUCCUUAUUUGUUUUUUAUUUUAAAACGGGCAAAAAGUGCAUCUCUGUCCGCAGAGCUGCCAGCGGUUUGACUCCGGAUCGUCGUUUCACACAGAGAAAAAAAAAAAAAACUAAAUCUAUUCUCCCAGCUGUUCUUGACUGUUGCAAACUAUCGGUCUGUUGUGUAUCGUAGUAUUACUCUAUGCUGCUGCUUUUCUCAUCGCACAUUUCUGGGGGAAAAUUAAAGUGAAAAUGUAAGAACUUCCGCAUUUUAUCUCUGGUGUCUUUUUCGACCACCUUGUCGAUAUCAUUCUCAAGACUGUCUAAAGGUAUCGAAGUGUAAUUUCCUGAAAUUGGAUGUCUGGAUUAUAUCUGUAUGUUAUUGCAAUAAAAAGUCUAGAAAGCA